Iphiclides podalirius (scarce swallowtail) is the source of this 207-nucleotide messenger RNA. The record is from the annotation of a GenBank genome assembly. Lineage: Eukaryota; Metazoa; Arthropoda; Insecta; Lepidoptera; Papilionidae.
AUGGUGAGAACCGCCCGCUGCGUCAGCGGUGCCGUGAAGAAACUGAUGUCGCCUGAGGAAGACGACGAGGAGGCGGAGUACGAUCGGGCUGACGACAUGGUAACCGAGGCCUGGCUAGGGCGCCGGCCACUGCGCCAUCGUGGCCACGACCCCCACGUAGGAGCCCUUCCAGAAGCUUUCGAAGAACUAUGUACGAUGCUCUGUGAA